Medicago truncatula (barrel medic) is the source of this 2901-nucleotide messenger RNA. RefSeq names its product protein NRT1/ PTR FAMILY 8.3. Gene Ontology annotation, cellular component: membrane. Gene Ontology annotation, biological process: transmembrane transport; oligopeptide transport. Gene Ontology annotation, molecular function: transmembrane transporter activity. NCBI's taxonomy places the organism in Eukaryota, Viridiplantae, Streptophyta, Magnoliopsida, Fabales, Fabaceae. The record is from RefSeq and is a predicted model, not a curated record. The coding region runs from base 399 to 2156 and encodes 585 amino acids. The transcript has 5 exons.
GGUUGUCAUGCGAAGAAAUUAAUCACUAAUUAAUAAAAUCGAAUUUGUAUACAUCAACAAUAUAAUUUUUAUCAUCUCAAAAAAAAAAAAAAAACAAUAUAAUUUUUAUUUUACAUCUAAUCAAAUUAGUUUAUUAUAAUACAAAUAGCAAGUUUUUAAAUUAAGAAGUAAAUUAUCUUUCCAAAAUAUCAAUUUAAUGUGUUAACCUCGAUUGAAAUAAAUAAAUCUCUAACCAUAAAAAAGUUGAGCACACGAGAAGGUUGAAAUUACGUGAAGAAAAAGAAAUGGUGUUUGAAAAGUGGGUUUGAACUGUAGUUAAAAGGGACACUACAGGUAGCAGUUUGUCCAUAUAUAUAUAUAUAGUCACGAGUUCUAACUUCUUACUCUUCUUGCUCAUAAUGGCUUCUGUUGACAACGACGACAUUCUUGAGUUGGAACAACCCCUUCUUCAGGAUGAAAGUAGCAAACAAUACACAGGAGAUGGUUCAGUUGAUUAUAGACGGAGGCCUGCUAUUAAGAACAAUACUGGCAAUUGGAGAGCAUGUCCAUUUAUUCUAGGCAAUGAAUGUUGUGAACGUUUGGCUUUCUUUGGCAUUGCAACAAACCUUGUUACCUAUCUUACCACCAAACUGCAUGAAGGAAAUGCCUCUGCUGCAAGAAAUGUCAGCAUCUGGCAAGGAACUUGUUAUCUUACACCUCUCAUUGGAGCCGUCCUGGCAGAUGGUUACUGGGGACGAUACUGGACAAUUGCCAUUUUCUCUAUCAUUUAUUUUGUUGGGUUGUGUAUCUUGACUCUUUCUGCAUCUGUUCCAUUGUUGAAGCCAGCUGAGUGUUUGAGUUCGAUAUGUCCUCCGGCUAGUCCUAUGCAAUAUUAUGUGUUCUACCUUGGUCUUUAUGUAAUUGCACUAGGAACUGGUGGUGUAAAAGCAUGUGUUCCACCUUUUGGGGCAGAUCAGUUUGAUGAUACUGAUUCCAAAGAAAGGGCUAAGAAGGCUUCCUUUUUCAACUGGUAUUACUUUUCUAUCGACCUAGGUGCCAUUGCUUCAUGCACCUUUAUUGUGUGGGUUCAAGAUAAUGCAGGAUGGGGUCUUGGAUUUGGCAUUCCUACUUUAUUUAUGGGGUUAUCAGUUGGAAGUUUCUUUUUAGGCACCUAUCUCUAUAGGUUUCAAAAACCAAUGGGAAGCCCUAUUACAAGAAUGUGCCAGGUUGUGUUAGCAUCUGUCCGGAAGCAGAAUCUGGUUGUGCCCAAGGAUAGUAGUCUCCUGUAUGAAAGGCCUGACAAUGAAUCUGGAUUUGAGAGAAGUCGCAAACUGAUACACCGUGAUGAUCUCAGGUAUUUUGAUAGAGCAGCUGUAGUGUCUGCUUCAGAAAACAGAAGUGGUGACUAUUCUAAUCCAUGGAGGCUUUGCACCGUGACACAGGUGGAGGAAUUGAAAAUCUUGAUUCGCAUGUUUCCAAUUUGGGCUACUGGCAUCAUUUUUUCUUCUGUCUACGCCCAGAUGUCAACAUUGUUUGUAGAGCAAGGAACUAUGAUGGAUACGAGUAUUGGUUCCUUCAAAUUAUCCCCAGCUUCCCUCUCAACCUUUGACGUGGCAAGUGUUGUUUUGUGGGUUCCCGUCUAUGACAGGAUACUUGUUCCCAUUGCAAAGAAACUUACAGGCAAGAAAAGGGGCAUUUCUGUGUUUCAAAGAAUAGGAAUUGGCCAUUUUAUUUCUGGGAUGUGCAUGUUAGCAGCUGCUGCUGUGGAGAUUAAGCGUAUGCAGCUUGCAAGAGAAUUUGACCUUGUUGAUAAACCUGUCGCUGUACCCCUUAGUGUGUUAUGGCAACUACCUCAAUAUUUCUUAUUAGGCGCGUCAGAGGUAUUCACAUUCAUAGGGCAGCUUGAGUUCUUCUAUAACGAAUCACCAGAUGCUAUGCGAACUUUAUGUGGUGCACUGCCGCUCCUUAGUUUUUCAUUGGGGAAUUACUUGAGCUCUUUCAUUCUUACUAUAGUAACUUACUUCACAACACAAGGAGGAAGGCCUGGAUGGAUUCCAGAUAACUUGAACAGUGGACAUCUUGAUUACUUUUUUCUGAUUAUAUCUGGACUUAGCUUAUUAAAUAUGUUGGUGUUUAUAACUGCAGCCAAAAUGUACAAGCAGAAGAAGGUUUCUUAAGAUUUUUCAUGCAUUUAUUGCUCUCAGGAGUGGAAGCAUGUGCUUAUAUUUCCUUCUUUCAUUGUGCAUAUUGCUCUGUUUGUUAAAUACAUAUGCUAAUCAGGAAUGGAAUUUGGUAAGGUGGAUACUGUAGGUUUUUGGAGAGACCGAGUUUUGGAAUGGAACUUUUCAAGUUACUAUGUUGUACAUAACUAUACUAGAAUUUCAGCUGAACCACUGGUAUUGAAAGGCAGAUUAGUUUGAAUAAAAUCAGCUUAUAAGCUCAUUCAAAGGAACAAUGAUCAGGCAAACAGGAAGUUAUUCAACAACUUACGGUUUAGUUUAGCUCCUAAAAAACUCAAUGCUUUUGGUUGGAAAGUAAUCAUUGAGAAGAGAAGUCUUUGCUCAAAAUGAUCAACUCAUGUGUGUUCUGUAAGAGCGGUGUUGAAUCCACAGAUCAUUUACUUUUUACUUGUAUAGUGUCAUUGCAUUUGCAUUUGUUGGUGUAAACAUGAUUACGCCACCAAAUGGCAGAACUCAUUUCUGGUCUAAUUAGGAUUUGUAGAAAUAAAUGUAUAUCAGGAAAUCUGUAAAAUCAUGUGGGUCUGCAUUCAAAUGGACUGCAUUAUAUAGUCCAUAUGAAUGCAUAGAAAUUAGAUUUGUUCCCAUUCCAUACAACUGAAUUCAAUUGAAUUUGUAGAAAUGAUAAAUGUCAGAAAUUGGUUGUGGCUAAAGCAAGAGUUGUAGAUUCAAUUAUCUCUUUUCA